Molecule: messenger RNA, 1929 nt
Organism: Wallemia mellicola CBS 633.66
Lineage: Eukaryota; Fungi; Basidiomycota; Wallemiomycetes; Wallemiales; Wallemiaceae
Product: MFS general substrate transporter
Exons: 3
Coding region: 332-1801 (489 amino acids)
Biological process (GO): transmembrane transport
Molecular function (GO): transmembrane transporter activity
Source: RefSeq, a predicted model, not a curated record
AAAUACACUAUAGGUCUAGAUCACGUAAUUGGCGUCCCUUGUCAAACUCAAUAACCGGUUCUCUUGGCUCGCAAUUUUUUGUGAUUGUCAGAUCUAAUAUUUAUUCAGCAGGAAUGCAUAUUAGAUGGCCUGAAUGUAUUCCGUAGUAAAUCCGUCGGUAGGUGGAGGUAUCUAGUAAUUAAAAUCCUUCUAGAGUAUAUCCGAAACGAAUCCGGUAAUAGCUCGGUCAUCGAGAGUUAACAUCGAGACCGAUACCGAGAUUCAAAGUUUAUAAAAAGCUACUUUCAUUAGACUAUCCAUCAUAAAUCAUUCCUCGGAAAAUCAUUUCUCAAUGAAAGAAGACGACAAUCUCACACUAAGGAAUGCAUCGGAAGUAGAUAUAGAGAAGAAAGCGGAUGUAAAUUUAACUGAAGAGGACAAAUUCCUAGUUGAAUUCAAAGAGAAUGACCCUCACAAUCCAAAGAAUUGGUCAGUCAGUCGGAAGUGGUACACAACUGUACUCACUUCUGUAUUCAUUUUGAGUAGUACAAUUGCAUCCUCGCUGCCAUCCACAAUUAUUGCCAAUAUGAUGAUCGAGUUUCAGACUACACAGACUAUUGCUAUCUGUACAAUUACUGUCUUCCUUCUUGGUUAUGUUUUCGGACCUUUGUUCUUUGGACCAGGUUCAGAAGUGUUUGGUCGUAAACCCGUGUUCGUGGUUACGCUAUUCGUAUAUGCGAUCUUCAACAUUGGAUGUGCACUUUCGCCAAAUAUUACCGGAUUGCUACUCUGCCGACUUUUCAGCGGUAUAGGAGCCAGUUCACCACUCACUAACAGUGGUGGUGUGCUAACUGAUAUAUGGGAGAUGGAUCAGAUAGCAAUACCGAUGGCUUUAUUCUCCAUAACACCAUUCAUGGGACCAGUUAUCGGACCAAUUAUUGGUAAUUUCAUGAUUAUCAAUGUAGAUUGGGAGUAUAUUUACUGGUUGUUACUCGCUUUCGGCGGUGUUUGCUGGUUACUCACAAUAUUCACAUUGAAAGAAUCAUAUGCACCAAUUAUUCUCCAAAAUCGCGCUCAGAAGCUGAGAAAGGAAACAGGAGACGAUAGAUAUUACACUAAAUAUGAAAAAGUUAAACCACCAAUGAAGGAGUUAAUAAAAGUUUCACUUACGAGACCACUUCUCUUCUUAUUCACUGAACCAAUCGUCAUAUUCUCCUCAAUUUACGUUUCCAUCGUCUAUGCAAUUCUUUACCUCUCAUUUGAGAUUGUUCCAUACGUUUUUAGAGGUGUCUAUGAAAUGAAGCAACAGAUUGCUGGGUUAAUGUUCAUCCCAAUCGCUAUUGGAAUGUUUAUUAACCUUGCGAUUAGUAUUAUAUUGCAAACUUUAGCUAAAAGAAGUCAAAGAAAGCCUACAUCAGAAGAUAGACUCGUCCCUGCGAUAUACCUUGGUGGACCAUGUUUGGUUAUCUCGCUAUUUUGGCUCGGAUUCACCAGCAAGCCAGAAGUUCCUUGGCAAUCACCAGCUGCAUCACUUAUAUUAUUCGGUAUUGCUAUCGUCUGUAUUUUCACUAGCUUUUUAAGUUAUCUUGCAGACGUAUACUCAACUUACUCAGCUAGCGCACUCGCAUCUAACACAAUCGCAAGAAGUAUUUUAGGUGCUGUAUGCCCAUUAUUCGUACAACAGAUGUUCGACGCUAUGGGUAUCGACUAUGCCUGUAUGCUUCUUGGUAUAAUCUCAUUCGUCCUUCUCGGAGUACCAAUUUGGUUUAAAAUUAAAGCAAGUAGUCUUAGAGCUAGGUCGAACUAUGCUCGUAAGGAUUAGACAAGACGGGUUGUCUUGCACAUUUCUCUUUCUUAAUAUUUAACGGAGUGGACAUUCUAUAGAUAAGUUAAGCACAUUAAUUCAUUGUAUUUUAAUUAUUAUGCAUCAUGUUUUACAUAAUUCGCAAC